Messenger RNA from Medicago truncatula (barrel medic), 964 nucleotides. RefSeq names its product pectinesterase inhibitor 3. The record is from RefSeq and is a predicted model, not a curated record. Gene Ontology annotation, biological process: negative regulation of catalytic activity. Gene Ontology annotation, molecular function: enzyme inhibitor activity. NCBI's taxonomy places the organism in Eukaryota, Viridiplantae, Streptophyta, Magnoliopsida, Fabales, Fabaceae. The transcript has a single exon. The coding region runs from base 95 to 727 and encodes 210 amino acids.
CUCUACUGAAUCACACUCACUCUUAAACACAACACAACAUUCCUCUAAUUUCUUAAUCCUUUUGUUCUUCUUUUCUUUGUGAUAUAAACAAAAAAUGAUGCAAACACAUAACUCCCUCACACUCCAUGCUUUCUUCAUGAUCUUGUUCAUGUCACCGACGUUUCCUUCAUCCGCAACCGCGGCAAGACCACCGCAAGAUCUAAUCCGUUCAUCAUGCGCACAAGCAAGAUACCCAACUCUCUGCGUCCAAACCCUAACCAACCAAGUAGGUCUCACAACAAAGCCAUUAGACCUAGCUCAAGCCUCCGUCAAAGCCAGUAUCACUCACACUCUCACCCUUUCCGUUUACCUCAAGAAAACCCUAAAAUCCAAUAUGGUAGCAGGGUCCACAACCACUUCUAGAACUCGAGUUGCUUUGAGGGACUGCGUUACUCAAAUUUCAGACUCGGUUCUUCAGUUAAACCAAACGUUGAACGAGUUAAAACAUCUUCGCAUGGGAACGUUUGAGUGGCAAAUGAGUAACGCUCAAACAUGGGCCAGCACUGCUUUUACCAACGGUAACUCUUGUAUUAACGGUUUGAACAGAAGCGAUGCUGAAAAGAAGGUGAAGUUGGAGGUGAAAAGAAAAGUUACCGAUGCAUCUAUGUUUAUAAGUAACGCUCUCUACUUGAUCAAUCGUCUUGGGGAAAGCAUGAAUCAAAAGCCUCACUCCAAUUCCAAUAACUGAUGCAUGCAUGCAUGCAUAGUCAAGUUUCUGAUUUUGUGUUGUUCUUGUAUCGUUGACUAUGUUGACAUAACUUAGUGUGUAUGAAAAAGUUUUACUAGCUGUAGAUUUGUAGUGUAAGUUUUUGUUUUGUAUUUCUGUUUUUGCUGUGUGCAAAAGACAAGAUGCAAAUCAAUGUUUUUGUAUGCUGUUUUUUAUAUGUUGGCUUAGCUAAUGUUAAAUAUUUUGAUUUCUUAUAAA